Molecule: messenger RNA, 686 nt
Organism: Moneuplotes crassus
Lineage: Eukaryota; Ciliophora; Spirotrichea; Euplotida; Euplotidae
Source: the annotation of a GenBank genome assembly
GAUAAUACCUGAUUAAAAAUUAGUCCUCUUCAUCUACUUGGAUAACUCCUUUCGCUUGUUCUUGUAUUUCCUGGUCUUUUUGAGUAAGCAUUGCAUGUCCCUUCUGAUUUUCUUUACCUGAUUACUCUACCAUAAUUUGCUCUGAUUGUUCCUUCAGAUCUUCUUCUAUCAGGAUUCCUUAGUCUAUUAUAUCUGCUUACUCUCCAAUUAAUUUUCGUUCUACAAUACUCCUUUCUACUUAGUAUUUUCUUUUAUUAAAAUUUGAAUCAAUUAAUUUCCUCCAUUUUUCUUCAAUCAGCUUUCUCUCUAUUAUCUCGAUCAUUGGGCUUUGUCGCUAUUUAAUUCCUCUCUUACGUUGGGCUGCCUCUCUAGGCUCUCUUUCUUUACUAAUUCGCCUUGCUCUUAAGCUUUUGAAUAACUUUUUGAUCAUGUCUUUUUUUGACCUUGAACACCUAUCAGAGCCAAGACUUGCUCUUUGUGAACCACUUUGAUCUGACCUUCUCUCACUAUAUCCUCUGGAUCUUUGAGAAUUCUCAUUUAAAAUUUUCUUGACUUGUAAUCCUCACCAGGCACUAUUCUACCUCCUCUAACACUUCCUCAGAGUCUGGAUUUCCUCUAUUCUUGAAGUAUGUUCAACUCUUCUGAGUAGAACUCUUCUUUGUGUCUUUAUUAAGUACACACCAUUU